AUGUCAUAUCCACAAUUUGGAUAUCCCUAUUCGUCUGCUCCACAAUUCCUGAUGACAACCAACUCUUUGACCACUUGCUGCGAGUCCACCGGCAGAUCCAUAGCCGACUCCGGGGUAGCGGCGUCCGGGCAGACCCCCGUGUACUGUCCCGUGUAUGAGAGCCGGUUGCUGGCCACGGCGAGGCACGAGCUCAGCUCAGCAGCCGCGCUGGGCGUGUACGGGAGCCCGUACACCGGCGGACAAGGCUAUGGGAAUUACGUUACAUACGGCACCGACGCCUCGGCUUUCUACUCGCUGGGCACAUUUGACACUAAAGAUGCCACAGCUUCUGCGCAUGCGGGAAUAACACAGGCAACAGCCUACUAUCCUUAUGAUCCCACCUUAGGACAGUAUCAGUAUGACAGAUACGGUUCCAUGGACGGCGGAACGAGGCGGAAGAACGCCACGCGUGAGACGACCAGCACGCUGAAGGCCUGGCUGCAGGAGCACAGGAAGAACCCGUACCCCACCAAAGGAGAGAAGAUCAUGCUGGCCAUCAUCACCAAGAUGACCCUGACGCAGGUCUCCACCUGGUUCGCCAAUGCCAGGAGGAGGCUCAAGAAGGAGAACAAGAUGACGUGGCCGCCCAGGAACAAGGGCUCAGAGGAGAAGAGAUAUGACGAGGAUGAGGACGGGUCUCAGGAGGAGCAGAUAAAGAGCGAGAACAAUGAGGAUGAGACCAGGAGUCGACCAGACAAGGACCUCCAGCUGAGCGACCUGGACGACUUCGACACUCUGGAGUCUGAGAGCUCGGAGUGCGAGCUCAAACACCGCUACCACAUGAACACACACAUGUCCACGACCAGCGACUGCAGCGGCGACCACCUCAUUAAGGACACGUCUCUGAAAAUCUCGAUCCCGGUUUCUCUGGGAGGGGAGCAGGACUUGAGCAAAAGUUGUCUGAAAACGAGCCCGGAGGAUUUCCAGGCGGAGAGCAGGCAGCAGGCCAAGGCGUGCUAUAACCAGCAGCAGCAAGCAGGACACCAGAUUUUAGACGGGAAACCGCGGAUCUGGUCUUUGGCGCAAACAGCCACCUCCCUGAACCAGACUGAGUACCCGUCCUGUAUGCUGAGAUGCCAGCCCCCACCGCCCUCCUCCCUCACCCCCUCCCCCGCCGCUACCUCACCCGUAACCGGCCUGGACAACAGGCAGGACUCGCCGGUCACGACCCUGAGGAACUGGGUGGACGGGGUUUUCCACGACCCCUUGUUCAGGCACAGCACUUUGAGCCAGGCUCUGACCAACACCACCGUCUCUUGGACCACGAACACCAAAGGCGCCAUGCUGGAGGCGGAGAGGAGCGCGGCUGCUCUGCAGCAGCACCAAGACUCCUCCAAAGACACUUUCCCCAAAACUAUCAACAAACUUUUCUGCUCCUAA
Molecule: messenger RNA, 1419 nt
Organism: Cheilinus undulatus (humphead wrasse)
Lineage: Eukaryota; Metazoa; Chordata; Actinopteri; Labriformes; Labridae
Gene: irx4a
Product: iroquois homeobox 4a
Exons: 5
Coding region: 1-1419 (472 amino acids)
Biological process (GO): cell development; regulation of transcription by RNA polymerase II; neuron differentiation
Cellular component (GO): nucleus
Molecular function (GO): RNA polymerase II cis-regulatory region sequence-specific DNA binding; DNA-binding transcription factor activity, RNA polymerase II-specific
Source: RefSeq, a predicted model, not a curated record